This is a messenger RNA of Linum tenue, 375 nucleotides long. Lineage: Eukaryota; Viridiplantae; Streptophyta; Magnoliopsida; Malpighiales; Linaceae. The record is from the annotation of a GenBank genome assembly.
AUGAGAAAGAAGGUGAAGUUGGCAUGGAUCGAGAAUGAGGCUGCGCGUAAGGCGAGCCUGCGAAAGAGGCGGCCGGGGCUAUUGAAGAGCGUCAGCGAGCUGACGACGCUGUGUGGGUUGGAGGGGAUGUGCUUGAUCUACGGCCCUGGGGAACAGCAUCCAACGGUGUGGCCGUCGCAUGAGGUGGCGGAGCAGUUGCUGAGGAGGUUUCUGUCGUUGCCGGAGAUCGAGCGGAGCAAGAAGAUGACCAACCAGGAAGGAUACUUGCUUGACGCCAUUCUCAAGGCGCAGGAGAACCACCGCAAGGAGCUCCGAAAGUUGCAGAACAUGGAGUUGUCGUGGCUCAUGGACGAGGUACUUCACCAAGCUAUGUAA